Molecule: messenger RNA, 477 nt
Organism: Porites evermanni
Lineage: Eukaryota; Metazoa; Cnidaria; Anthozoa; Scleractinia; Poritidae
Source: the annotation of a GenBank genome assembly
AUGGCGGAUAGCAAAGACCGAAAAAUCCUGUUCGUUUGCCUCGGAAAUAUAUGUCGUUCACCUUCCGCCGAAGCAAUCCUCAAACAUCUUCUCGAAAAAAGAGGGAACAGCGCUGAUUGGGAAAUUGAUAGCGCCGGAAUACUUGAUCUCCAUCGCGGACUUCGAUCGGACAGUCGUGGCUUAAAAGUGUUGAAGAAACACGGAAUUGCGAAUCCACACCGAGCUAGACAGGUACACGAAGAUGAUUUCCGCCACUUCGAUGUCAUAAUGGCCUUUGAUGAUAGUAAUGUGGAGGAUCUGAAGGAAUUUAGGCCUACUGAUGGAACUGCGAGAGCUAAAGUGAAGCUGUUUGGAACGUACGAUCCUAAAGGACAACGAACAAUUGAGGAUCCUUAUUACGGAGAUAGUUCGGACUUUGAAGAAAUGUUUGAUCAUAUAUACAGAUGCUGUGAGGAAUUUCUUCGACAGUCAAGAUAA